Gregarina niphandrodes is the source of this 1584-nucleotide messenger RNA. RefSeq names its product putative transmembrane protein. Lineage: Eukaryota; Apicomplexa; Conoidasida; Eugregarinorida; Gregarinidae. The coding region runs from base 1 to 1584 and encodes 527 amino acids. The record is from RefSeq and is a predicted model, not a curated record. The transcript has a single exon.
AUGCGGACGUUCAAGGGUGAGGCGAGUGGCAUGCCAGGCAGCGAGUUGUUGUCUGUGUUGAUCCGUCCGGAUGGCAGCCAGACGAAGUUGGACAAUUGUGUGGCACAGGUAGUUACGAUGCGCGCGGGUGGUGGCGGGGAGGUGACGGCUUUGGUAUUGGCGCCUAAGACUGUGUUUGAAACAGAGCUGGAGCCGGUCGGCGAGCGAACGCCGUCAGCGUUGGAAACGACGAUGGUGGAGGGCGAAAACUACGACUGGUUCGAGCAGUGGGACCGGAUGAUGGUAUGGCGUCCGAAGGAGGGGCCUCCGAGCGAUGCUCACGCGGAGGCGGGGCUGCUGGACGCGCUGCGGCGCCGGCUGGAGCACAGGGGACCUCGGAACAAGCCUGAGGCGGUGGGCACGUUAUGUCGCGAAAUAUUUGGGGACCACUUGCGGGACCUGCGCGCGUUCCUCAAUAGGAUUGGCGAUUCGACGCCUCUGGACGAGGUGGACGACGUCACGGUGUCUGUCAUGCGGCCGAUAGACCCGUCGGAGUUGGCGGAGCUCUUGGCGCGGGUGCCCAAGAACUGGAUGCCGGUGCUUCAAAGGUCGGUGGAGUGGAAGACUGCAGGGUGGAAGACUGCGGGUUGGGCCGAUGGCGGGGACCUGGAGACCGGGAGGGUCAGACGCAAAACCAAGCAACGACUGUACAAGACCGGGUGCGUCCUGGGAGUAGGCGCCGCUGUCUUGUUCCUCGGGAGUGUACUGUGGCGAUCCUCCAAGUCGGCGCAGGGAGAAUUAGGUCCAGCGGUGCCGGGGACCUACGCGCAGUUGACCGGCAACGAGGACCGGGAAGACUGGCCGACGGUUUGGCGAGGUGACCAGAACGUCCCGGUGGCGCCCUGCGGCAGCGGCACCCUGCGUUGCGACGCGGGUUGCGGUGCAAACAACCCCCGGCGGAUCGCCUUCGGCCAACCCUGGCCCAUCACCUUCCCGCUAGCCUGGGAAGUCGCCCACGCGUCCCCCUACGCGUCUGGAAAGUGCCGAGUCCACUGCAACACGUUUGACGAAUCAAAAAUCGCUCUCGACACACGACUCCUCACACGCUUCCCUAUGCAAACCCGUUUCAACACAACCAUGUCGCGCGAGGAGCAAGUGACACAAAUCUUGAAUGCAUUAAGUACCAAAGCAUGCCAAGGUGCGAAUGAAGCGUCGCGAGACGCAUCCGAGCUCGGCUGCGUGUGCGACUUCGCGCUCGUCGAGUGUGAUGUGACUGUUAAGCCGAAAGACAGCAGGUGGCUGCCCAGAGACGAACGGGAAAUUCACAAAGUCGUGCUCACCGACAUGGAAGCACCCAUCGCCAGGCUAGCCGCUUCGUUAGGCGACUAUCCGGUUGACACGUACGACGUCUCGCUGUGCAACCACGUAUGUUUAAACCUGAGUUCGGAUGCAAGAAAGACCGUAGAAGCAAACAAGGCCGCAGAAGCCGCCUACCUGGCUACCCUUACGACUACCACCAAGCGUCCGAAAGUUCGCCAAGAAGAGGAACUGAUGGAUAACGAGUUUGGUGACAUUAUAGACCAUAAAUUUCUUCAUUUCGGUUAG